This is a messenger RNA of Cordyceps militaris CM01, 2235 nucleotides long. RefSeq lists its product as uncharacterized. The record is from RefSeq and is a predicted model, not a curated record. The transcript has 6 exons. Bases 1 to 2235 code for a protein of 744 amino acids. Lineage: Eukaryota; Fungi; Ascomycota; Sordariomycetes; Hypocreales; Cordycipitaceae.
AUGGAUAAGUCCAAGGCACCCCCCCUUCAAAAUCUUUCUUUAGCGUCUCGGCCCUUGACGUCUCACUCCAUCGCCUGGUCUUGUGAUGCAGAGCUUGCCAUUGCCACCCUCGAAGGCAUUCACAUAUUUCUCCCCGAGUACCCGCGCAGCAGCGGCGGCGAUGGCGGGGAGAAGCCUCCCUCCGAGCGGUAUGCCACGUCGCCGCAGUUCCCCCUCUUCAUGCAGACCUCGGGUUCGCUGCGCCCAGACCCCGCCAUCAACGCGCCGCUUUGUCGCUUUGCCGGUGUGCAGGACUUGCCGCCGCCGCCGCCGGUGUCGGGCGGUGCCGACGGUGGUACCGGCGGCUUCCCGGGCGUCGGAAGCGGCAAGAUUACCGGGGCAGGGGCCUCGCUCGGCCAGAUCAUACGCGUCGAAUGGUCGCCCAGCGGGCUGGGGAGCAACCUGCGUCCCGUGCUGGCCGCGCUGACCGGCCACGGCGCCAUCACCUGCUUCGGCGAGUAUCUCGACCUGCGCAAGGGCGCACCGUCCACGGCGCAGGUGCGCUCGUUUAAAAACUGGCGUACUCUCUGGGGCCUGGGUGCGCAGCUGCCUCUGCCGGUUGUUGGAGAGACGCGACGCAAAGAGCUCAGCGCGGAUGUCCAGAUUAUGGAUGAGCGCAUCACGGCCUUUUCCUGGGCUCAGGAAAUUCUGCCGGGCAGAGCGCUGCUAGCGUAUCGAACCGAUGAAAAAGACGUGGUCAUCAUGGCGGUGCAGUUUUAUAGUCGCGAGAGUGCACCGGACGAGAAAGGCUGGGAUAUUCGCGAGGUUGCGAGGUUUGCGGCCCGCGGUCCGCACGUGGCAAUGGACGUUCUAGACCCUGAUUUUGUAUCGUCUGGUUCCGCAUUUUCUCUGAAAUGGAGUCCAUGGGUUUCGCAUCAAGGAACGCAAAUUGCUGCCUUAUCCUACAUCGCAGACAAUUAUGUCGGAUUCCGACGAGUUAUUAUUAGAGGGACCUGGGAGCAGGGUGAAAUGCCACCCGUAACGGUAGACGAACACGAUUUCAAAAGCAUUUGCUUAUAUCUGUCGACCGAUGCUUUCCUCGAAUGGGAGAAUAGACCUUUGAGCGAUGAUGGCGUUCUCAUCAUGCGAGGUAUUAUUGCUUCGCCAUUUAUCCCCUACCCUUUCCAGAUCCCGCUCCUGGAGUCGCUGAGCGCCGCCAUACCCCGGCACAGGACAAGCCUGUGCUCAACUACACAUCCAAACCAAGAGAUUCCAACGAAUCCUAUUACCGGUCUCGUCAUCCACCAUGUCGACCCUUCCUCAAGACAACUAGCACCACAUUACUCACUCGUGCGGCAGUCUUGCACGGCCACUAACCAAGACUGGUUCCAAACGAACCUACCCGAGGAUGAAGCACCCAUCCCACAAUGGGCCGAAGACUUGGGGCAGAGAACCGUCCGACUAAUCCCUCUCAUCCGAGCUCUGCAGGGCAAAGAUAUCGACUCCGACUACGACUCCGAGUCCGACGACAUUGACACGGAGCCCGACGCCGGCGGUCUCGAAAAUCUCGACGGCCGAGGGCUUGCCGCAGGUUCCGUCGCGGACAGCGACGUGCAGAUACAGGAAGUGCCCGAAAGCACCGAGGAGCGCCAGGUGCACCCGCGCCGCUUCCGACUCUGGGGCCUCGCCGCCUCGCCGGGCGACGGGUGUACCGCGGCCGUCGUGACUAAGUACAAUACGCAGCACCCGAGCCGCCGCGACCGCGCCGAGGUCAUGUUUGGCUGGCACGUGUCCGAGGAGCCGGCGGUGGCAGGAAAAAAGCCCGCCGCGGUAUCGCUGCUGCCGGCCCGGGCGACAACGGAAGCGCGUGUCUGGGAGUGGAUGUACGGGCGCGGCCCCCCCGUCCGCGGCACCACGCACCCGACGGACAGUUUUCCGCUCGCCAGCCACGGGACCACGGUGCGCCGGCAAUUCCAAUCUGUGCUCCCGCGCAUCCGCUGCGUCUUUUGCGACGCGGAGAUGCGGGAAGAGGGCGCUGAGGCCGUCUGCGCCAACGGCCACUCCUUUGCAACCUGUGGCUCGUCAGGUAUGCCCAUCAUGGCGCCGGGAAUCUCUCGCGUCUGCGCCGUCUGCGGUAUGCGCUGCCUGCAGGUGUCUGAGCUGCACAGGCUGGCCAAGGAGCACCUUGGCCACGACAUGACCCUCGACGUGCAUGCUGAGAUUUGCGGCGGCUGCGGCGGCAAGUUCAUCAGUUGA